Messenger RNA from Rhodamnia argentea, 907 nucleotides. Its product is annotated as plastocyanin. Bases 144 to 659 code for a protein of 171 amino acids. Gene Ontology annotation, molecular function: copper ion binding. The record is from RefSeq and is a predicted model, not a curated record. The transcript has a single exon. Gene Ontology annotation, cellular component: chloroplast thylakoid lumen. NCBI's taxonomy places the organism in Eukaryota, Viridiplantae, Streptophyta, Magnoliopsida, Myrtales, Myrtaceae.
CCACACAAUCGCAAUCUCUCGCUCUCGACUCUCUCCCAUCACGUUAUAACCCUCCUCACCUUCUCACUCCCUUUGCUUUCAUCAUCCUCGGCAACCAAAAACAACCACACCAGCACCGACUCAAUCGCCACUAAACUGAAGUAAUGGCCGCCGUCACCUCCGCCGCCGUCGCCAUCCCCUCCUUCACCGGCCUCAAGGCCGCCGUCUCCGCAAGGGUCCCUGCCGCCUCCGCCAGGGUCCCCGCCGCCGCCGUCCCCUUGGCCCCCAGGCUCGCCGUGAGGGCCUCCCUGAAGGACGCCAUCGGCGCCGCCGCCGUCGCCACCGCAGCGAGCGCCGUCCUGGCCGGCAACGCGAUGGCGAUCGAGGUCCUCCUCGGGGCCGACGGGGGAGAGCUCGUGUUCUCGCCGAGCAACUUCACGGUGAGCUCCGGGGAGAAGAUCGUGUUCAAGAACAACGCCGGGUUCCCGCACAACGUGGUGUUCGACGAGGACGAGGUCCCGAGCGGCGUCGACGCGACGAAGAUCUCGAUGUCGGAUGAGGAGCUGUUGAAUGGCCCCGGCGAGAUCUACGCCGUGACCUUGACCGAGAAAGGGACGUACAGCUUCUACUGCUCGCCCCACCAAGGAGCCGGUAUGGUGGGAAAGGUGACCGUCAACUAAGUAUGAUGAUGUUCAUGAUAUCGUAAAAGACAUGUUGAUUCUCGUACUUUUCUCCCUUUUUUUUUUUUCUUUUUGGGUCUCGUGGAGGUUGAGGAAUCGAUGUUUUGUUAAUUGGGAGAACGAGAGAAUGCACGGGGAUCAUGAAAACCGGGAAAACGUCUCACGUAAUGCUUUUUUCUCAGCUUGAAUGAUGUAGACGAAGCGUGCUUUUGAUAACUCUGAACCAUUUGGUUUGUUUUCUGUCCUGA